AUGAACACCGAGCAAGCCUUUGAGAGGCACCUUACCCUCCAAAGACGGCCGCUGACGUUCUUGCUCAGCAAGAACGUUCCUCCGCUGCCGCUGCAGGAAGAGCGGAAGACGUUCCCCCACUAUAGGACUAAUCCUCUCUAUCGCUGCUUCUUCUGGUAUCUGACACCCCUUUUGCGGGUUGGGUACAAGAGGACGCUCCAGCCGGAAGACCUCUUUGUCCUGGAUGAGCAGCAGACCAUUGACUACAUGUACACGAAGUUCAAGAGCACGUUCGAACCGGAAGUCGAGAAGCUCUUGAACAAACAUAUUGCUCGAAAAUGCCAAGAGCGCGGUGAAACACCCGAGACCUCCUCGGUCUUGCCAGAGGAGGACGCGGACGACUUCGAAAUCAAAGUCCCUGUUCUGGGCAAGCACCUGUUCUACACAUUUGGCUGGCAGUACUCGAGAGCGGCCUUUGUGAAGGUGUUGUCUGAUAUCUCCUCAACUCUCAUGCCCUUGCUCCAGAAAAGGCUGAUCAACUACGUGGAGACCAGAGGUUACGGAGCCAGCACCAACACGGGAAAGGGGGUCGGCUACGCUAUCGGGUGUUGUGCCAUGAUCCUCUUUUCCGGCAUUUGCAUUAAUCACUAUUUCUAUAAUUCCAUCACCACCGGAGCCAAGGUGAAGGCCGUUUUGACGAAGGCCUUGUUGGAAAAAAGUUUCAGGCUUGACGCCCGCGGCAAGCACAGAUUCCCCGUGGGUAAGAUCAAUUCCAUCAUGGGAACAGAUCUCGCAAGAGUCGAUCUUGCCGUCGGCUUCUUCCCCUUCCUAUUUAUUUUCCCUAUUCCGGUUGCCAUCGUCGUUGUGAUGCUGCUUGUCAACAUCGGGGUUUCUGCUCUUGCAGGUAUUGCCGUGUUUGUAUUCUUCUCGUUAUUUACAGGGUCUCUUAUUAGGUACCUUUUCAAGUUGAGAAUACGCGCCAAUGUGUUCACAGAUCAAAGGGUCAACCUAAUCAAGGAGCUCCUGAAAAAUUUCAAAAUGAUCAAGCUGUACGGCUGGGAGAACUCGUAUCUGCACUCCUUCCAGAAAAUCCGUUUGCAGGAGAUGGCCACGCUAUUCAAGAUGCAGGGUGGCAAGAACAUCCUGAUCGGAAUCUCGACGUGGAUGCCUCUGGCCGCCUCGAUGGUGGCAUUUCUGGUGAUGUACAGCUUGAACAACAGUCGUUCUGUGGGAGACAUUUUCUCGUCUCUGACCCUUUUCCAAGUUCUAACACAGCAGUUCCUCUUGGUGCCUGCCAGUUUGGCCAUGACCAGUGACAUGGUCAUUGGCCUCAGGCGUGUUUGCCAGCUGCUUUCCUGUCCGGAGGACAAGGAACUGGACCAAUUUUUCGAUGAGCUUGAUGACGAGAAGCUGGCCUUGAAGAUUGAGAACGCCAGUUUCCAAUGGCACACUUUUGAGGACGACGGAGCCGAGGACAAGAACGAGAGCGUUAAAAGCACCAAGAGCACGAAGAGCUCGACAAUGACCGAGGAGCGGGACGUUGGCGAAAAGGAGUCUCACGAGCGGGAGGAGCUGUCGAAGACCGAUUUUCCCGGGCUCCUCAACUUGAACCUGUCCAUCAAGAAAGGCGAGUUUGUGGUUGUGACAGGCUCUGUUGGCUCUGGAAAGUCGUCGCUUCUGAACGCGUUGUGCGGAUUCAUGCCCAAAACAGAGGGAAGAGUUCGCAAGAAUGGUAGCGUCAUGCUCUGUGGUGUUCCUUGGGUGCAAAAUGCCACCGUGAAGGAGAAUAUCACGUUUGGCCGCCCUUUUGAUCAGCAAAAGUACGACACUGUUGUGAAAGUGUGCUCCUUGAAGGGUGACUUCGAGCAGUUGCCGGGAGGAGAGCUCACGGAGGUGGGCGAGCGUGGCAUUACUCUUUCUGGUGGGCAAAAGGCGCGGAUCAACCUUGCCAGAGCCGUUUAUGCUGACAGAGACAUUAUCAUGCUGGACGAUGUUCUGAGCGCCGUGGACGCCAAGGUGGGCAAAUUCAUUAUGGACGAGUGCAUUCUUGGAUAUCUCAAGGACAAGACGCGGGUCCUUGCCACGCACCAGCUUUCGCUGAUUGGCUCUGCCGACCAGAUCAUGUUCUUGAACGGCGACGGCUCUGUUGACUGCGGAACGUUUGCCGAGCUCAGGAGCAGAAACGCAGAGUUUGUGAGACUUAUGGAGUUCAGCCACGAUGUUGAGAAAGAUGACGAAGAGGAGACGUUGGAAAACGAGAAGAAGGACUUUUUCGAAGACGAAGACAAGGGGAAGCUUGUGCAGGCCGAAGAAAAGGCCGUGAACGCAAUCUCGUGGCAGGUGUACAAGUCGUAUAUCAGCACCGGUUCCGGCAAGCUCAAGGCCCUGCUCCCCAUGCUGUUCUUCCUCGUCAUUGCGCUCACCACUUUCCUCAAUCUGUUCACCAACAACUGGCUGUCUUUCUGGAUUGUUGACAGAUUCCACCGCUCAAAGAAGUUCUAUGAGGGCAUCUAUAUCAUGUUCACUAUGCUGGUGGUGAUGUUCAACAUUCUGCAGUUCAUGAUUCUCGUGUAUUUCUGCAACAGAGCAGCGCUGCGACUAAACAUCAAGGCCUUCAAGAGAGUGCUGCAUGCCCCAAUGUCGUUCAUGGACACGUCUCCUAUGGGACGUGUUCUCAAUAGAUUCACUAAGGACACUGACGCUCUGGACAGCGAGAUCCAGGACCAGCUCAGAAUGUUCCUUAACCCAGCAGCCACCAUCAUCGGCACGCUCAUUCUGUGCAUCAUCUAUCUUCCGUGGUUUGCCAUAGCUAUUCCGUUCCUGGCAAUGCUGUUUUUCCUAGUGUCCUCGUUCUACUUGUCCAGCUCGAGAGAGGUCAAGCGGCUCGAGGCCGUGAAGAGGUCGGUGGUGUACUCGCAUUUCAACGAGGCAUUGUCUGGAAUGGACACCAUCAAGGCGCACGGCUCCAAGGAGCGGUUUCUCAAGAUCAACGAAAAGCUCAUAGACGACAUGAACGAGAGCUACUACGUGGUCGUUGCCGUCCAGGGAUGGCUUGGCAUUAGUCUGGACACGGUUGCGACGCUACUCUGUCUGAUCGUUGCACUGCUCUGCUGUUUUCGUGUGUUCAACAUCAGCGGAGCUUACACUGGUCUGCUGCUUACCUACGUCUUGACGAUUGCGGGCAUGUUGAGUUUCAUGCUGAGAUCGCUGACGGAGGUCGAGAACCAGAUGAACUCCGUCGAGAGAGUCAAUUACUAUGCCACCAGUAUCAAACAGGAGGCGCCUUUCGAGAUACCCGAGAACGACCCAGAACCGAGCUGGCCUGCUGUGGGAGCCGUGAAGUUUGUUGACGUCAGCAUGAGAUACAGAGAGGAGCUGCCGCUGGCUGUCAAGCACCUCAACAUCGAUGUCAGAGGCGGCGAGAAAAUCGGCAUUUGUGGCCGCACGGGAGCCGGAAAGUCGAGCAUCAUGUACUGUUUGUUCCGGCUCGCGGAGUUUGAGGGCCAGAUCCUGAUUGACGGGGUGGACAUAUCGAGAAUCGGACUGCAUAAGCUGAGGUCGCGGCUGUCCAUAAUUCCGCAGGACCCUGUUCUGUUUAGCGGCACGGUGCGCUCGAACCUGGAUCCUUUUGACGAGCACGACGACGAGACGCUGUGGACUUCGCUGGGCAAGGCAGGUCUUAUCGACAGAGCGCUUCUGCCGCAGGUCAAGGAGCAGAGCAAGGGAGACUCAAACCUGCACAAAUUCCAUCUGAGUCGGACUGUUGAGGACGACGGUUCGAACUUCUCUCUUGGUGAGAAGCAGCUGAUCGCAUUGGCCAGAGCCCUUGUUAGGGGCACGAAAAUUCUGGUCCUGGACGAGGCUACUUCGAGUGUUGACUACGAGACGGACGCCAAAGUUCAGAAAACCAUCACCCAAGAGUUUAGUGAUUGCACUGUGCUGUGCAUUGCACACAGAUUAAAGACAAUUGUGAAAUACGACCGGAUCCUGGUCAUGGACAAGGGACAGAUCGCCGAGUUUGACGCUCCACGGAAACUGUAUGACCAGAAAGGCAUUUUCCGGUCGAUGUGCAACAAGAGUGGUGUUUCUGAGGCCGAUCUAAAAUAG
Ogataea haglerorum is the source of this 4086-nucleotide messenger RNA. RefSeq lists its product as uncharacterized. The record is from RefSeq and is a predicted model, not a curated record. Gene Ontology annotation, molecular function: ATP binding; ABC-type xenobiotic transporter activity; ATP hydrolysis activity. The coding region runs from base 1 to 4086 and encodes 1361 amino acids. Gene Ontology annotation, cellular component: plasma membrane. Lineage: Eukaryota; Fungi; Ascomycota; Pichiomycetes; Pichiales; Pichiaceae. The transcript has a single exon. Gene Ontology annotation, biological process: transmembrane transport.